AUGGAGAACAACGCAACUGACCCAGAGAGAAACAGGCACGAACUGUCAAUAGAUGUCGCGCCGCCGGUCACAAAUGUGCCAGUUCUAUCCGAGGAUGGCGAAGAUCUCAAGGUUCACAGAGCCUUCGAAGAGCUCGCCCACGCGAAACAAGGUCUGAAGCAGCGUCACAUUCAGAUGAUAGCUCUAGCUGGAACCAUUGGCACUGGUCUCUUCUUAGCGACUGGCAAGGCCCUCGCGAACGGAGGGCCACUGGGCAUUCUUCUGUCCUAUGGAAUCGUGGGCAUGCUCAUAUGCGCGGUUGUUUUUUCUGUUGCCGAACUCAGUGCCCUUGUUCCUCUCUCAGGUGGCAUCAUUCGUCACGCAGAGUGGUUCGUCGAUCCGGCAUUGUCCUUCGCGCAAGGUUGGAAUAGCGUCUAUGCAAAUUCCAUUUUGUUGCCAGCUGAAAUGGUUGCAUGUGCAGUUAUUAUAGACUAUUGGUCGCACAUCAACCAUGCAGUUUGGAUUACUGUUCUCGGUGGAGUUUUGAUCUUCGCCAACAUGCUCCUCAUUAGCGUGUAUGGCGAGCUGGAAUUUGUGUUCGCCAUGCUGAAGAUUGCACUCAUCAUUGGCGUCAACAUCAUGGCCAUUUGCAUCACUGCUGGUGCAGGACCUCAUGGCGAACCGAUUGGUUUUCGCUUCUGGAGAGACCCAGGCCCAUUUGUCCAAUACGUUGGUAUUCCAGGCUCUUGGGGUCAAUUUGUUGGCUUUUGGAGAGUUCUCGUCAGCGCGGCAUAUGCCUUCUCCAAUGUUGAAAACAUAUCCGUGGCUGGCGCAGAGACGCAGAACCCUCGGCAAAAUAUUCCCAAGGCUGCCAAGCGAGUGUUUUGGCGCAUCAUGGUGUUUUAUGUGUUAACCAUAUUUUGUAUUGGACUCAUCGUCUCGUCGGCUGAUCCAGCGUUGACUGCACGCUCAGGCGAUGCUGGUGCGUCGCCAUUCGCAAUUGCUGCCACGAACGCUGGCAUCAAAGUCGUACCGUCAAUUAUUAACGCAGUUGUUGUUACAAGCGCAUGGAGCGCAGCUAACUCUGCUAUGCUUGUGGGAACACGAACUCUCUAUGGUCUUGCGCUCGAAGGACAUGCGCCCAAAUUCUUCAAACGUACCAACCGGUUUGGCACUCCGUGGCUUUCUGUAGCUGCAGUCGGCUCUCUCUUGGUGCUGGGAUAUUUAACUCUCUCGUCUGCGGCAUCAGUCGUUUUCGGCUGGCUACAGGAUCUUGUUUCUGCGGCCUCAUUCGUUCACUGGAUCAACAUUGAGAUUGUCUAUCUUCGUUUCUAUUACGGUUGCAAAGCGCAGGGAAUUAGUCGAGAUGAGCUUCCUUGGAAAGGCCCUUUCCAGCCCUACGCGGCGUGGAUUGCCCUGGUAUCAUUUGCUGUUCUCUUGAUCACGGGAGGAUUCUACGUCUUUAUAGACGGCCACUGGAGUGCUCAGAGCUUUGUGUCAGCUUACUUUAACAUUCCCCUCAUUCUUGCUUUGUAUUUUGGGUACAAAUUCUGGCGGAAGACGAAGGUGGUGUCCCUGUACGAUAUGCCUAUCCGGGGAUUCUUGGAUGUUGCGAAUAGGAAUCCGGAGCCGGUUGAGCCACCUGCAAAGGGAUGGAGGAAGCUCAAUAUUUUAUGGGGUUGA
Messenger RNA from Pochonia chlamydosporia 170, 1662 nucleotides. Its product is annotated as proline-specific permease. The transcript is spliced from 3 exons. The record is from RefSeq and is a predicted model, not a curated record. NCBI's taxonomy places the organism in Eukaryota, Fungi, Ascomycota, Sordariomycetes, Hypocreales, Clavicipitaceae. Gene Ontology annotation, biological process: amino acid transmembrane transport. Bases 1 to 1662 code for a protein of 553 amino acids. Gene Ontology annotation, cellular component: membrane. Gene Ontology annotation, molecular function: amino acid transmembrane transporter activity.